This is a messenger RNA of Hippoglossus stenolepis (Pacific halibut), 1494 nucleotides long. RefSeq names its product FAM3 metabolism regulating signaling molecule C (gene fam3c). The transcript is spliced from 10 exons. The record is from RefSeq and is a predicted model, not a curated record. NCBI's taxonomy places the organism in Eukaryota, Metazoa, Chordata, Actinopteri, Pleuronectiformes, Pleuronectidae. Bases 172 to 861 code for a protein of 229 amino acids.
GUCUCCGGCUUCUCGGUCAGAGCGGAGCAUCUCUGACCGCAGCUCCUCUCUGCAGCUCAGCUGUCAGCAGUCGGUGUGGGACCGGACACGGUGCGCGAGCCGCUCGUGGAGCCGUGGUUACCGGGGCGAUACAGCGGGUUGUUGUGUAGCUGUGGCUGGACACGAGUGAAGAUGGUCCGGGCAGGAGGUAUUCUGAAGCUAGCAGCGCUGGUCUCGGCCUUCCUCUUCGCUGUCUUCCUCACUUUUCAGCUGCUGGAGACGAACAUGGAGUUUGAUCUGAGCAGCAUAAUAUCAAGAUCUCAGCCAGUGAAUGAUGUCUCAACAAAGCCAGGUGUAGUCAGACACAAGUGCGGCCUCUCCAAGUUGUGUCCACCCAACCACUUUGCCUUCAAGAUGGCGAGCGGAGCAGCCAGCGUGGUCGGGCCCAAAAUGUGCCUGGAGGACAAAAUACUGAUGAGUGGCGUGAAGAACAAUGUGGGGAGAGGAAUCAACAUCGCCCUUGUUGACGCGAAAACGGGGGAGGGAACCAGAACAGCGAAUUUUGAUUUGUGGGCAGGAGAUGUGGCUCCCUUCAUCAAAUUCCUGAAUGAAAUUGAAGAUGGUACAAUCGUGAUGAUGGCUUCAUUUGAUGACUCCUCAACAAAACUUACUGUUGAAGCCAGGAAACUAGUAGCUGAUCUGGGCAGCUCGGAAAUUGAUAACUUGGGCUUCCGCGAUAACUGGAUCUUUGUAGGAGGGAAAGGCAUCAAAACCAAGAGUCCGUUUGAGCAGCAUAUAAAGAACAAUGCAGGGACCAACAAAUUUGAUGGCUGGCCCGAGGUGCUGGAGAUGGAAGGCUGCAUACCACAGAGACUAGACUGACGAACCAGCGCAUUUACUGUUGCCCUCCGUCCGACACCCUCUCCAGACAUUUCUGUCCUCACCAGACUGUUUUUACUGCUGACACGUCUCAGGGGCUGAGAGCUAAUUUUUCCACCUCUCGCCCCCUGAAAACUUUUUAUUCCCCCUCGCAGAUUAACAUCCCUCCGGAAGAGCUGCCUUGAAACUUCAGUCUGUCCUGACCUCUGACCUUCUUGCACUUCUCCUUAUGCUUGGAAACCGUAACAUAAACGCCUGUGGGGGCCUGUAAUUGCAGCGUUAUUAGGUAGAGAGCACUGAUUAGACAGACUUUUGAUUAUUUGCAUUCAGUCACACUCUGUAUUUAUAACGUCCACAGACCGAGCGUCAUAGCAUGUUGCAUAAUUGAACUGCUGUUAAUCGCACCGGAUGUGUUAGCCCGUUAUUAUUAUAUAUAUUCGUUCUUUGUGUGGGAGGGGGGGUGUAGUGUUGAGUAGGGGAGGCGGCCUCGUUAUGAUAUAAUUACCAAAUGCACCAAAUUCACUGUGAAAUUUGUAAAUAUGUCUUUAGAGGAGGAACCAGAUUUGACAGAUCCUCAUUUAACGAACAUUGUAAUAAUAAUAUAAUUUCUUUAAAUAAAUGACAUUGUUAAUAAUA